UUUAGGCGGAAGUGUUUUGAAACAACUAGUCAGGAAUUUAGUGUGUUAGUACGUGUUCUAAGCGUUUUUACGCCUUUUGUUUAAAACUAAAGACAGUUUGCGAAUGAAGACAAGCCGUCUUCAUACAGGAUUAUCUCAAAUCUCGUGAGGUUUUCUUUCUUGGUUCGGGAUUAGCUUCUUAAAAAGCUGGAUUCAUGGACUGGAUUGGCUUCGGCUAUGCGUUUGUGUUAGCAGGAGGAGUCAUAGGUUAUGCUAAAGCAGGCAGCUUCACCUCUCUGGUCGCCGGCAUCGUCUUCGGCUUGGCGGCUGCAGUUGGAGUUUAUCUGACGUCUCAGAAUCCCAGGAAUGUUUGGCUUUCAUUGGGCACAGCGGGAACUUUGGCUGUAGUGAUGGGACUGAGAUUCGUAAACUCCUGGAAGUUCAUGCCGGCUGGUUUGAUGACUUUAGUGAGCGUGCUGAUGCUGACGAAGAUUAUCUUUGGAAUGCUGAAGUCGAGGCAACACAAAUCUUGAACUUGGAUUUAAAUUUUGAGUAUGGAUUGUGAAACAUUUCCAGCUGUAUAGUUUUGUUUUACAGUCUGCUGUAAAAAGUGACUUGGAAUGUGAUGUUUGUUUUGUUUAAAAAUUCUAUCCUCAAUUAUUUUUGAUGUAUAACAAAAAGAAAUCCACUCAAAAUGCACAAAUUAUUACUUUAUUUAAACCUGAGAUUUCAUGUACAAAGUCAUAAUAAUCUUGCCUUUAGCAAAUUAUGAAGUGAACUUAAUCUAAUCCCAAGUGAACAAAAACAAAAUUUUUACUUAAGAAAAAUGAAGGCAAAAUAGAAAAGCUAUUAAAGAAAAACUAAGUAGAUGCAAAUGUGUAGAAAAUGUGACUUUUUAAAUGUUAAAACUUCCAGCUUUCCCAGACUUCACUUAACAGACACCCAGGUCUUUUUACAUUUAUUUUAAAAUGUAGAUUUAAAGGCAAAAUAUCUUGACACACAUUCAGUAUAUAACAUACACCUGGACAAAAAAAAAAAAGCCACUUUAAUAGAUCUGGUUUUGAGUCUAAUUUUAUCCUUUUGGUAGUUUUCUAAUUUUAUUCCCACAUGUGCUUUAUUUUCUUUAUGUGCACCGUUUUUAUUGUGCGAAAUAAAUAUAAAAAAAAAGAUUCAUAGUAACAGAAGAAAACAAAAAUAACAAAACUCAAACUAUGGAAAUAAUGUGUGUAAUGACUAGUCACUAGCUGGAGUUUUUAUUUUAUAACUUAAAGAAGCUGUUGGUAAUUAAAUAUUUUGUCUUUCUAAUGCUGUCAUUUUCACAAAUUAAAUCAGAUUAAUCAGUACGACUGAAGUAAUGAGUUACAUUUUCAGCAACUAUUUUUCUAUGACUGCUUUUGAAUAAAAAUACAUUGAAGCAUUGUUGCUCUACCCACCUGCACUUGAAAGUUUGUUUGCUUUUUAUUUGUUUGUAAUAUCUGUGUUUCUAAUAAAGGUUAAAUUGUGUUUUAAAAA
Molecule: messenger RNA, 1491 nt
Organism: Poeciliopsis prolifica (blackstripe livebearer)
Lineage: Eukaryota; Metazoa; Chordata; Actinopteri; Cyprinodontiformes; Poeciliidae
Gene: tmem14cb
Product: transmembrane protein 14Cb
Biological process (GO): regulation of heme biosynthetic process
Cellular component (GO): mitochondrial membrane
Source: RefSeq, a predicted model, not a curated record